Molecule: messenger RNA, 2286 nt
Organism: Helicoverpa armigera (cotton bollworm)
Lineage: Eukaryota; Metazoa; Arthropoda; Insecta; Lepidoptera; Noctuidae
Gene: crn
Product: protein crooked neck
Exons: 5
Coding region: 154-2259 (701 amino acids)
Biological process (GO): spliceosomal complex assembly; mRNA splicing, via spliceosome
Cellular component (GO): precatalytic spliceosome; post-mRNA release spliceosomal complex; Prp19 complex
Molecular function (GO): protein binding
Source: RefSeq, a predicted model, not a curated record
GUGGAAAAAAAGCAACGAAGUCAAUCAGUCAAUCCCUCUUUGCUUUGCUUCUUUAUCGAAAUCAAACAAUUAUUUAACCCUGCUCUUUCAGAUUCAUAACACCAUUAAGUGUAGAUAUCAUUGAGAAACAAGUUUUCGUAACUUAGAACAGCGAUGGAUGGAAAAACCACGAAAAUGCCCAAAGUGGCAAAGGUAAAAAAUAAAGCACCUGCAGAGAUACAAAUUACAGCUGAACAGCUUCUCAGAGAAGCUAAAGAGAGAGACUUGGAAAUUUUGCCACCACCACCAAAACAAAAAAUCUCUGAUCCAGAGGAGUUGAGAGACUAUCAGCACCGAAAGAGAAAGGCAUUUGAAGACAACAUUCGUAAAAACAGACUUGUUAUUGGAAACUGGCUCAAAUAUGCUCAGUGGGAAGAGUCGCAGAAACAGGUUCAAAGGGCCAGAUCUAUUUAUGAGCGAGCACUUGAUGUGGACCACAGAAAUGUUACCUUAUGGUUAAAGUACACUGAAAUGGAGAUGAGGAACAGGCAAGUGAAUCAUGCUCGUAACUUGUGGGAUAGGGCAGUUACCAUACUGCCAAGAGUUUCACAGUUCUGGUAUAAGUACACCUACAUGGAAGAGAUGUUGGAAAAUGUUGCUGGGGCCAGACAGGUUUUUGAAAGGUGGAUGGAAUGGCAACCAGAUGAACAAGCGUGGCAAACAUACAUCAACUUUGAAUUAAGGUACAAAGAACUUGAUAGGGCUCGACAAAUUUAUGAAAGAUUUGUUAUGGUACACCCUGAUGUCAAGAACUGGAUAAAGUAUGCAAAGUUUGAAGAAAAUCAUGGAUUCAUAAAUGGUUCAAGAAAAGUGUUUGAGAGAUCUGUUGAGUUCUUUGGUGAUGAAGAUCUUGAUGAGAGAUUGUUUAUUGCCUUUGCAAAAUUUGAAGAAAAUCAAAAAGAACAUGACAGAGCCAGAGUUAUUUACAAAUAUGCAUUGGAUCACAUUCCCAAAGAUAGGAACAAAGAAUUGUACAAAGCCUAUACUAUACAUGAGAAGAAGUAUGGUGACCGAUCGGGCAUUGAAGAUGUCAUUGUGAACAAAAGAAAGUACAUGUAUGAGCAGGAAGUAAUAGAGAACCCUACCAACUAUGAUGCAUGGUUCGAUUACAUAAGGCUUGUUGAAAAUGAAGGGAAUGUAGAUGACAUUAGAGACACAUAUGAGAGAGCCAUAGCUAAUGUACCUCCUUCUAAAGACAAGCAGUUCUGGCGACGCUACAUUUAUUUAUGGAUUAAUUAUGCAUUAUAUGAAGAAUUAGAAGCAGAAGAUGCUGAGAGAACAAGACAAGUUUACAGAACAUGUUUGGAAUUAUUACCACAUAAAAUAUUUACAUUCUCCAAAAUCUGGUUGAUGUAUGCCCAGUUUGAAGUCAGAUGUAAAGACUUAAAACAAGCAAGAAAAACUUUGGGAAUGGCUCUUGGUAUAUGUCCGAGGGACAAAUUGUACAGGGGUUACAUUGACUUGGAAAUACAAUUAAGGGAAUUUGACAGGUGCAGAAUACUGUACCAGAAGUUCUUGGAAUAUGGCCCAGAAAACUGUAUCACAUGGAUAAAGUUUGCAGAGUUGGAAACAUUACUGGGUGACAUAGACAGGGCAAGAGCCAUUUAUGAAAUUGCAGUUGGACAACCCAGAUUAGAUAUGCCUGAAUUGUUAUGGAAAAGCUAUAUAGAUUUUGAAGUGCAGCAGGGAGAAACAGAGAAGGCUAGACAGCUGUAUGAAAGAUUGUUAGAAAGAACAGUACAUGUAAAAGUGUGGCUGUCUUAUGCAAAGUUUGAACUGAAUGCUGAAAAUGCUGAUAAUUUUAAUGUAGAAUUAGCUAGGCGUGUCUAUGAGCGCGCUAAUGACAGCCUUCGUAGUGUUGGCGAAAAGGAAGCAAGAGUACUUCUUUUAGAAGCUUGGAAAGAUUUUGAAACUGAAAUAGGUGAUGAAGAAAAACUUGAAAAGGUUAUGGCCAAAAUGCCCAGAAGAGUCAAAAAGAGACAAAAGAUCAUUAGUGAAAGUGGAGUUGAAGAAGGUUGGGAGGAAGUAUUUGAUUACAUAUUUCCAGAAGAUGAAAUGGUUAGACCUAAUCUUAAACUUCUUGCUGCUGCCAAACAAUGGCGCAAACAGAAAGAAGUUGCUCAACCUGCAGAACCAGAAACACAAAAUGAAGAUCAGGAUGAUGAAGGACACACACCGCCACAAAGAAAUGACGAUGAAGUUGAAAAUGAAAACAACUAAUUUCUUAAAUAAAAUUCACUAUUUUAA